UCAUUUGGUUUAUCGUUUUUCUUACUUCCUACUUCCUCGUGUGUAUAGGACGUCUGUGUGUCAGUUUAUCAGUCUUUCAUGUGACGCUGACAUGGUUCUUCUCAUCCUCCUCAUCUUUACACUCUUGCUGGAGAUUCAACCUCAAAGACUCUCUGAUCAGGUUUGGCUGACAGCGUCUCCAGCGUCAGUGCAGAAAGACUCAAACACAACGCAGCUGAGAUAUGACAGACCGACAGAUGCUGAUAACUCUCACAAUAAUACAGUUUUUAAUCCGAAAGAGAAGCCUGGCAUUACAGUAACCCAUGACUAUCAAAAUGGUGCAUUUAGAAUUAACUGUCAUAUACCAGGAUCACAUAACGCUGGUUAUGUUUGUAUUAUUUACAUUGGAGAUGAAAAUCGGCAAAUUCUAAAAUCUCAAAAACCAUCUGGAGGAACACAGUGUAUUUCUACACUCGCCGAAUAUUUGUUAUUUAAUAAUCUAAAGUUAGUAAAGAGUAAAGUGAUGAGCUGCAGUUAUUCUCCAGAACCUGCAUCAUCCACACAUUCACCAUAUAGUGACAAAUUCAACUUGACAGUUUUUCUUCCUGUGCAAAAUCAGUCACCAAGCACAACAAAAGCAUCAACCGUAUAUUCAACACCAACAUUCUCUACAAGUGAAACAACAACAAGUAUAGACUAAAUGUGACUCUAUU
Molecule: messenger RNA, 692 nt
Organism: Rhinichthys klamathensis goyatoka
Lineage: Eukaryota; Metazoa; Chordata; Actinopteri; Cypriniformes; Leuciscidae
Exons: 5
Coding region: 92-679 (195 amino acids)
Source: RefSeq, a predicted model, not a curated record